Procambarus clarkii (red swamp crayfish) is the source of this 2700-nucleotide messenger RNA. Lineage: Eukaryota; Metazoa; Arthropoda; Malacostraca; Decapoda; Cambaridae. The record is from RefSeq and is a predicted model, not a curated record.
GGCUAGUGGAGCGUGCCACUUCCUUCAGCAGUCAGUGAUGUACUACCCGACGGAGCCCCGGUACCCAAGCGACGCCGUCCCAUACUCUGACGAGGCUACAGACGCCUGGUCCCAUCCGGCCCCUUCAUCCCUCCACGACCAGUUCAGAUUCGGGGGUGAGAGAGGACGCGCGUCACUCCGCGAGGGAUUGUCUACCACCAGUGGGUUCCAGGACCCCAGCCACGAGUACGGAGAGAGCACAGGAGGGCGAUAUACUAGCAGUCUGUGGGGGCAUACUACACAAGAAUCGACUGACUUCAGCAGCGGCAGCAAUGUGGGGGUCGGAUUCCCCGCUACCCUGUGCCCCCCUCUCGGGGAUUCCAACCCCCACACUCUACACCCCCGGAGCACCGACCCCCCGACCCCCCACCCCCGUAGCACCGACCCCCCGACCCCCCACCCACGGGGGACCGACUUCAGCUCAGCAACAAGCAGCAGUAAUCUAUAUUCUCCUCUCUUCAGCGCCUCCCUCCUACCGCACUCUCCCCUGCCAGUGGGUAAAAGUCGAAGCCUUGGAAGCCAACACCUGCACGACCCGUGUUCCACCACCACUACCACCACCACCGCCGCCACCACCACCACUACCACCACCACCACCACCACCACCAGCACGGCAGCAACCACCACACUCACGCCGCAUCAUGUGGUGGGGGCUGGCAUUCACCACCACCUGUCCAUCAGCCCCCACCACCACCACCACCACCCUCACCACCACCAACAGCAGCACCACCACCAUCCCCAACAACAUCCGCCACCAGUGUUGAAGGCGCCAGAGGAGCCGGCCUCUCAACCUGACUCCACCCAGCCUAGGCUUGAUGCCAGCACGGAGGACGAGGGGCGAGGGGGAGGAGGAGGAGGGGGCAGAAGAGGAGAGGCGGGGGAGGAAGAGGAAGACGAGGAGGAGGAGGAAGAGGAAGGAGGAGAGACAUCCGGGAAGAAGCGUAAGAGGAGGAUCUUGUUCACUAAGGGCCAGACGUACGAGCUGGAGCGACGGUUCCGCCAGCAGCGCUACCUGUCGGCGCCGGAGCGGGAGCACCUGGCCUCUCUCAUUAACCUCACGCCCACACAGGUGAAGAUCUGGUUCCAGAACCACAGGUACAAGACCAAGAAGCAGCGUGCAGACAGGGGGGUGGAGAUGGCACCCCUCGCCUCCCCCCGCAGAGUGCCAGUGCCGGUCCUGGUCCGGGACGGCAAGCCAGUGCCACCCCCGCACCACGCCCACCCCUUCAACACCCCGCCCACGCCCUACGCCACGCCCUACGCCACGCCCUUCCUAGAUGUAAGCGAGUAUCACUAUCACAUGAGAGGCAUGGCCACCACCUCCUCCAUCUCCACCUAUCCCAUGGCUGGCGGAUCCGUCUAUUCCUCCCCGGCCUUCCCGCCGCCACAAUACACCACCCACGCCCUCACGCCCACAGGCACGCCCGCUGCUACGCUCCACUACGCUGCCCCUACGCCCAUGUCUGACGCCUCAGAUCCUACGCUCACGCCCACACAGUUCCCUACUACAGGAUUCUCUUAUCAGGCGCAAACGUAAAUUUCUAGGAUGGUGGGUGACAGCGGCUAGGGGAGAGGCACUGUGUUUUAUGGCAGACAUAACCUGUCAUGGCAGAUAUGACAGACAUGGCAUUUAAGACAGUCGUGGCAAAGACACUCAUGGCAGAUAUGAGAGACAUGGUAGAUGUGAGUGAUAGACAUGGAAAGCAGAAAUGUCAUGACAACCGGAACUGACAUGUCAACCACAAGUCAUGCCAACCACAAGUCAUGUCAACCACAAGUCACGCCAACCGGAAUAUACAUGGCAACCAGAGAUCAUGAUAGCCACAACAGUCAUGGAAAUCAUAACAUUACCGGCAACCAUUAUAUAAUCAUGGCAGCCACAAUAUUGAUUAAUGACAACCAUAACUGGUGUCGCUCCCGCUAUGACAGUCAUGGGGGUUGAUCCCAUGACAAAGGUUGUCAUGGGAUCAAGUGCGACAGUCUUAGACUGUGGCUAAAGUUAAAGAAAACAGAGGAGAGAAUGAUAGAGAACAAUAAUGUACCAUAAAGAACUUGGUUUCAGCGGCGACGAUAACAUCCUGGGGUAACUACAGGAAAAUACUGAGGCUCCUGACCUUAGGGCUCCUGGUGGCGACGACACAGCCGUGGACAGCCGUGGACGUAGCCGUGGACACAGCCGUGGACACAGUGGCUGGAGGAAGCCUGAAUGUGUCUGGGCUUAAGGGCGUCCGGGGCCGCCAUACCACAACUCUCCUCCUCCGCACACGUCAACAUAAAAGGAAUUUGGAAACUUGCGGACAUCUCAACAAACUGUGACGAUCAAAUAAACAUCCACAAAGAUGGAGAUUUCUUCUGCAUUAUUAAAAUUUAUAAGUAACAAAACUUGAUGUUUAGUAAUGUUUCUAAAUAAAGAAAAUAAUAAAAAUUACUUCACUUAUUUAUAAAAAAUAUUUGUAUCUAAAUGGUAUAUGACACAGUUUGUAUAUUUUGGUGCAAAUUAAAAAAAAUGCGAGUGUAAUUAAAACAUAUUUUAAUAAAUUCUUCACCUCAACGUGUUCGUUGUAAAAUACGCCAUAAUUACGUUGAAAAUGUUUAUGUGAUGAUCUCCAUCGAUGAACUAGAUCGCUCAGUGUCUUAAUUAAUAAAGAAUUAGAAGUUACC